AUGCAUCAACAUCCCCGCCCACAGGCGAACCCGUCUCCGGCACCACACUCUUCCGCCAGAACGACAGCUCGAGAUGACUACAGAGAACAAGAGUCAGCCCCAAGCUCCCCAACUGUCGACAUGGGGUCUAAUUCUGCGAGGGGGUUGGGGAUAGAACCAGGGCCUCAGCCAGCUGAGCCGGCGAGGAAUGCGGCGCAGGCAAAGGAGGCCAUGACUCGGUUGAACCAAAUAAUAUCAAACUACCACACCAAAGCCGCUUUAAUUAUCCUCCAUUCCCGAGUUGCCCUGCCUCCUUCUUACAACAAGGGCUCCGAGUCUACCCGAGUUAACCGUUGGUUCAACGUCGAAUUAGAUGAUACCGAUGUCCUUCGUGAACCCUUGCGACCUUGGAGAACGUGCGAUGCAACGGAUAAUCGACCACCGCCCCUCGUUAUCGAAACAUAUCUCGACACGAAGGGUCUCACAAAUAACCAAAGUCUGGUGGUGCUUGACGAAACUGGAAAGCGAUGGGAUGUACGGGAGUCGCUUGCGGUGCUCCAGAGCGCCCGCGCAAAGCCAUACAAGCUGGAGAAUGAUGAGAUUGUUUUGGAGCGGUGGAGAAUCGAGUUGGGAGAACCGUCGAGCAGGCCUCCGGCUGAUUUGGGCUCCAUCUUGCCAACGGUGUACAAGAAAAGCAUUGUGCUUUUCCGGUCCUUAUUCACCUACUCGAAGUUUUUACCCGCGUGGAAAUUUGCCAAGCGCAAUAAGAAGCUGUGGCAGAGUCCAGAUCUCCAAAUCAAAUAUCGAGUGAUGGAUGGGAGUGCGCGCCGUGACGACCCAUCGUUGGAUUAUUUGACCGUCCCGUUGAGUGAGGGAGACGAGAAAGUGGUGGAUACUUACAGCUUUGGAGUAACGGAGUCCCCCGCGGGUCCCUUCUCAGUGAAGGUCACAUAUCGGCUGAACUGCGAUUUCCGUGUCGAUGAUUCGGAAGCGCUACUGAGUUCCCGCUUCAUGGGCGCUGACGACGAGAUAUUCCGCCCAUCAUUACCUUCCGAGGAUAUCAGUCGGCCAAACCCCGAGGUCGGAUCAGUACCCGUCGAGAGAAGGGCUGUUGAGAGUCCAGAUCACUCACGAGCGUAUGGAAGUCUCUCGACUUAUCAUCAGGUUGGCCCAUCGACAGGUGCAAGCCCUAUAUCAGCACUCCGUGCACUUAGAGAUUCCGGCGCAACCUCUCCUUCUUCGACUGAGUCGCCCAAAAAGCUUCUCCCUCCUGCAAAAGUUAUCCCCGCAGGACGUGCUGCUCAAAUUGCUGGUGAAGGAGCCUCCUUCCCACGCCGCCCCUCCAUUUCGUUCCAGCCUUUCAAGGCUCCUCCUCUUUCUGCCUCUCCUGCUCUAGCAGACUCUCCAUAUGGGGUAUCUCCCCGCACGAUGUCUACACGCAUGUCUACAGGCACAUCCGCGGAUUCGCGUGUCAUGCCACCUCCUCCUUCUGCUGCCUCAGCGCGCAGACCGAUGAGUAUCCCAUCAGAACAAGCCUUAUCAUCGUCCAAUUCCGCAUCCCCCAAACCAGCUCCCAUUUCUAGAUAUAGCAGCUCCUUCAGCCACCGACGUGGCCGCCUUUCUACAGGUGGAACCCGGCUAGAAGACGAUGCCUCCAGCGGCCGAGCGAGUGCGACGUCAUCAAACGCACAACCUGGCUCCGGUCUGCUGGCCGAAGCUACGGGUACUAGUGCGGAGUCAAUCCACGCCGAUGACGAGAACAUCUCCGAUUUUUUGAAGAUGCUCGACGCAAAGAAGGAUCUAAUGGCGUCUACCUCUGCGUCUGUUCAACCUAGUUCCCGGCAAAUGAAUCCUACUGCAGUGGCUCUUGCUCGCUUCCGCGGCAUGCGAGACUCGAACGCCGCUUUAUCGGAGUCAAUGUCACAAUCUAUGCACCUGCAUCGCUCUUCCAUCUCUUCCAGUAAGCAGCUGUCGGCAGUUCCGCCGAUGGUUGGGGGAACCUCUGUCUCUACGGCCUCGCCUCCAGGGAAGCCCUUAUCCCCCCAUACGCCCCACACUCCUCAUACCCCAGCCAUCCGCUCUCGCUUGAGCUCCAAUAGUGUCGCUGAUGAGAUUGAAACCGAUCCUCGCACAAGAAUUCCUCGCAUACAGCAUGAUUCGCCACUAGAAGAACAGCCCGGCGAACACAUACGUGGGCCCUCAUCUACUGCAGGCGCAAUCGACAUUCCGACCUCACCACGAAUAUUUGACCCUAAUUAUCGUCGUUCGAGCUCAGUAGCCGUCCGUCGUCCUGCCGCCGUGACCAGUGACGACGAUGAGAUCUUCCCAUUCGGCCUGCGGAGCCUUAGUGUCGGGGCCGAUGAACCUUCCAAUGCCACUCUAGGCACAGCCCAACAGCAGCACUCCCAGAAAAACCAAGCAUCUCCAACCGAGGAUCCAGGCGACCCAUCCGGCUCUACAACCGGUCAAUAUAGAGACGUCGCCUCCUCCCGCGGUCCAAUGUCAAGACAGACCGGGGACUCAGCAUCCUCAAACCCCCACGUCUACCAACCGCGAUUCGCCAGCUUCCGCGGCCGUGGUUACUCGGGCGGGCACUCUCUCAGCUCCGCCUCCAGCAGCCUCGCUCGGGGCGGCAACAUAGCCGCACAACUCGCAGAGCGCGAUCAGGAGCGCGACGGCAAUGCCAGCGGAAGCAACAGCGGAAAUUCCAUGCUGGAGGUUCGUCGCGGCUCUGGUCAGCGACCAGGCAUGACUCGAACGUUGUCGGCCCAGGCACACGAAGAUGACGAGCCGCUACUUUUCGCCAUGAGCGACUUUGGCGCCUCUCGGCGCAGCCUGGAAGAAGGUCGACACGGGAAUCACGGAGUCGACUCGGCCUCCGGCUCGCGGCGUGGUAGUGGGAGACGCGGUGCAGGGCCGGGCUUCCACAUCUGGUCGUGA
Penicillium bovifimosum is the source of this 2919-nucleotide messenger RNA. RefSeq lists its product as uncharacterized. Gene Ontology annotation, biological process: mitophagy; piecemeal microautophagy of the nucleus; protein localization to phagophore assembly site. The transcript is spliced from 3 exons. NCBI's taxonomy places the organism in Eukaryota, Fungi, Ascomycota, Eurotiomycetes, Eurotiales, Aspergillaceae. The record is from RefSeq and is a predicted model, not a curated record. The coding region runs from base 1 to 2919 and encodes 972 amino acids. Gene Ontology annotation, cellular component: cytosol; Atg1/ULK1 kinase complex; phagophore assembly site.